Postia placenta MAD-698-R-SB12 is the source of this 1764-nucleotide messenger RNA. RefSeq lists its product as hypothetical. Bases 1 to 1764 code for a protein of 587 amino acids. The transcript has 12 exons. The record is from RefSeq and is a predicted model, not a curated record. NCBI's taxonomy places the organism in Eukaryota, Fungi, Basidiomycota, Agaricomycetes, Polyporales, Adustoporiaceae.
AUGAAGCCCGCGUCGGGCACCCGCAAGCCCUACAACGGGCUCUCGCGAAGUCUCGUACUCGCUCUCGAUAUUGGGACAACCUUCAGUGGUGUCUCGUAUGCAAUUCUUGAACCCGGGGAGGUUCCCAAGAUCCACGGGGUUACUCGAUUUCCGGGGCAGGAACAUGUUGCAGGUAACUCGAAGAUACCAUCCAUCAUGUACUACGAUCGUGCCGCAAAGAUGGUCGCGGCAGGGGCGGAAGCCGAGAGUGCCUCGAUCGUCGCGGAGGCGGAGGACGAGAAUUGGCUCAUGGUCGAGCUCUUCAAACUCCGGCUGCGGCCAAAGGCCAUGAAGCUGAAGAUGAACGGGAUGCGCUUCGCGCCGCUUCCCCGGGGAAAGAACGCGGUGGAUGUUUUCGGCGACUUCCUUGCAUAUCUCUUCCAAUGUACCCGUUCCUUCAUCGUCGACACGCACGCGAACGGCUUGUCUCUGUGGCGAGCGGUCGAACACGACAUUCAGUUCGUGCUGAGCCAUCCAAACGGGUGGGAGGGAGCGCAGCAAACGAAGAUGCGCCGAGCAGCGGUGUACGGUGGACUGAUACCCGAUACAGACGAAGGCAAGGCACGGAUACGCUUUGUGACAGAGGGUGAGGCCAGUCUGCACGCGUGCGUGUUGAACGGGCUGGCAGCGGACGUCUUGCAGAAUCCAUCUGGACAUGGUUUCAUUGUUGCAGACGCCGGAGGCGGGACCCUUGACAUUAGCUCAUACGCCAUCCGCGGGAGUGCUCCCCUUGUGAUUGAAGAGAUCGCGCCGCCCGAUUGUGUCUUCGCUGGCUCCGUGUUCGUUAGUCGUCGGGCACGCGCAUUCUUCGAGGAGAAAUUGAAGGCGUCGAAGUAUGGUACGCCGGACUCGCUGGAUCACAUCACAAAGCGCUUCGACGAGACGACAAAGCGACUGUUUCGCGACAACAAGGAGCUGCAGUUCGUGCCAUUUGGGUCUCCGUUGGAUAAAGACCCGACGGUGGGCAUACGUGGUGGUCAGCUCAAGUUGACAGGAGCUGAGGUAGCAGCGCUAUUCGAACCAUCAAUAGAGUCGGCAGUCGCAUCCAUCAAGGCACAGAUACAGGCUUCCGGUGGAGCUAUCAAGUCCGUAUGGCUUGUCGGUGGAUUUGCGGCCAGUCCAUGGCUCUUUAGUCAACUACAAGAACGCCUGACACCGCUCCAUGUCACCGUCAGCCGACCAGACAGCCAAACCUCAAAGGCCGUCGCAGAUGGUGCGAUCGGCUUUUACUGCGACCACCAUGUCUCCGCGCGCAUGUCGAAGUUCAUGUACGGCGUGGAAUACCUGCGCGAGUUCAACUCAGAAGACGAGGAGCACGUCGCGAGACAGCAUCGGCUCUUCGAGUUGCCAUCGGGGCCGAAACUCUUACCUGAUGCGUUCGAUUGCAUCCUAUCAAGGGGACUCAAAGUCAAAGAGUCGACCGUUUUCAGCAGGAAGUACUGCACGGAGGUGACCAACAUCGCCACUCUUUCAGUUUUUGAGGUCGAGCUCUGGUGUUACCGUGGUGGCGAUACGAUUCCAAAGUGGAUACUACGAAACAAGGAGGACUUUUCGACCCUGUGCUAUGUGCGUGCGGAUUUGUCCCCGCUGGCCGGGAGCGCACAGGCGAAGCCAGGGAAAAGUGGGAAGACAUACUACAACAUCGUCUUCAACAUUGAGAUCCAUUUCGGACUGACAGAGUUCAGGGCACGCAUCAAGUGGAUUGACAACGGGCCUGUUCUCUGA